This is a messenger RNA of Vigna umbellata (rice bean), 441 nucleotides long. The record is from RefSeq and is a predicted model, not a curated record. NCBI's taxonomy places the organism in Eukaryota, Viridiplantae, Streptophyta, Magnoliopsida, Fabales, Fabaceae.
AUGAAAGUUGAGUGCCCAAAUCAAAAGAAUGGUGAAGAAAGAAAUACAAAGAAGUUCUUCACGAAAAAGAAAACCUACAUUGCUUGGGAUGAUGAUAAUGAAUCAACAUCAGGCUCCAGUGACUCUGAUGAGCAAGCAAACGUUUAUUUACUGGCAAACGAAAAUAUAUAUGAAAGCCAAAUAAGUUCAAAAUCUAAGAAGUCCAUGUGGUAUCUUGACAAUGGUUGUUCAAGACACAUGACAGGGGACAAAAGGAAAUUGACAAACUUCCGGAAAAAGAAACAGGGCUAUGUCACAUAUAGUGAUAAUAACCAGGGAAAGAUCCUUGGUAUAGGAGAUAUUAGAAGUGAAAACACCUUGGUGAUUAAAGAUGUACUAUUUGUAGAAGGAUUGAAACACAAUCUACUUAGUAUAAGUCAACUUUGUGAUCAAGGUCUCAAG